This is a messenger RNA of Chionomys nivalis (European snow vole), 8883 nucleotides long. RefSeq names its product Ecm29 proteasome adaptor and scaffold (gene Ecpas). Gene Ontology annotation, biological process: proteasome assembly. The transcript has 50 exons. Gene Ontology annotation, cellular component: cytoplasm; nucleus. Lineage: Eukaryota; Metazoa; Chordata; Mammalia; Rodentia; Cricetidae. Gene Ontology annotation, molecular function: molecular adaptor activity. The record is from RefSeq and is a predicted model, not a curated record. The coding region runs from base 466 to 5982 and encodes 1838 amino acids.
GAGCCGGGCUCCGAGCCGCAGAGCCGCCGCGCGGGCACGGUCCCUCGGCCGCACGGGCGGCAGCGGCUCCUCCGAGGCGCGAGGCGGAGGGGGAGCGGCCCACGUCGCGAGCUCGCGAGGCGGCGCGGGGCGGCGGGAGCGACGCUCGCCGCGCGGAGGACGCAGGCGGCGGGCGGGCUUCGAGGGCGCAGCGCGGCCCCGCGUGAGGGAGCCGAGGCGGCCCCGGGCCCCUGCGGCACGGCGCGGCGCGACACGGCACGGCGACGGCCGCGAGCCCCCCUCGCCGCCCGUCCGCCCCUCCCUCCCUGGCUCGCUCGCUCGCUCGCUCGCUCCCGGGCGCAACAUGGCUGCGGCCGCCGCCUCCGCCUCCCAGGACGAGCUGAAUUCUUUAUACAAUUGCAUAUGUACGAGUGGAUGAACAUACCAUUGGUGAUCCAGAGGAUUUUUGUCAAGAUUGGAUAAACCAUGUAUCACAUUGAUUGUAGAGAUCAGCUCGAACGGGUCUUUUUACGACUUGGCCAUGCUGAAACAGAUGAACAGUUACAAAAUAUUAUAUCUAAAUUCCUUCCUCCUGUUUUGCUCAAACUGUCCAGCACUCAAGAAGGAGUACGGAAAAAGGUAAUGGAACUGCUGGUCCAUCUGAACAAACGUAUAAAAAGCCGCCCCAAAAUACAACUCCCAGUAGAGACACUGUUGGUUCAGUACCAGGACCCUGCUGCAGUCUCCUUUGUCACGAAUUUCACUAUAAUUUAUGUUAAGAUGGGCUACCCUCGCCUGCCAGUGGAAAAACAAUGUGAAUUGGCCCCUACGCUUCUUACUGCCAUGGAAGGGAAGCCUCAGCCACAGCAGGAUAGCUUAAUGCAUCUUUUAAUACCAACCCUUUUUCACAUGAAAUACCCAGCUGAAUCAUCAAAAUCAGCUUCUCCUUUUAAUCUUGCUGAGAAACCAAAGACUGUGCAGCUGCUUUUGGACUUUAUGCUAGAUGUCCUUCUGAUGCCUUAUGGAUAUGUGUUAAAUGAAUCCCAGAGUCGCCAAAAUUCAUCUUCAUCACAGGGUUCUUCUUCAAACAGUGGGGGAGGUUCUGGAAUCCCACAACCUCCCCCAGGAAUGAGCUUUUAUGCAGCUAAACGAGUUAUUGGUGAUAACCCAUGGACGCCGGAACAGUUGGAACAGUGCAAAUUGGGCAUAGUGAAAUUUAUAGAAGCUGAACAGGUGCCUGAACUGGAAGCUGUUCUCCACCUGGUGAUUGCUUCUAGCGAUACACGCCAUAGUGUGGCCACAGCAGCAGACCUGGAAUUGAAAAGCAAACAGAGUUUAAUUGACUGGAAUAACCCGGCCAUCAUUAAUAAGAUGUACAAGGUAUACCUUGGGGACAUACCACUGAAGACAAAAGAGGGAGCAGUUCUAAAGCCAGAACUGAAAAGAGACCCGGUCAGUACCAGAGUGAAGUUAAAGAUUGUCCCUCACCUCCUUCGUUCUAGACAAGCUGCUGAAACAUUCCCAGCUAACAUUCAGGUGGUGUAUGAUGGACUCUUUGGUACAAAUACAAAUUCAAAGUUAAGAACAUUGUCCCUGCAAUUUGUACAUCACAUUUGUAUAACCUGCCCAGAAAUCAAGAUUAAGCCUCUAGGCCCUAUGCUUUUGAAUGGUCUCACUAAGUUGAUAAAUGAGUAUAAAGAGGACCCUAAAUUGUUGUCAAUGGCAUAUUCAGCUGUUGGAAAACUCUCCAGUCGAAUGCCCCAUUUAUUCACUAAGGAUAUAGCUCUUGUGCAACAGCUUUUUGAAGCCCUGUGUAAGGAAGAACCCGAGACUCGACUUGCCAUUCAGGAAGCCUUAUCUAUGAUGGUUGGAGCAUAUAGUACCUUAGAAGGAGCACAGAGAACUUUAAUGGAGGCACUUGUAGCUUCAUAUUUAAUAAAGCCUGAAGUUCAAGUUCGGCAAGUUGCAGUGAAAUUUGCUAGCACAGUGUUUCCUUCAGAUCAUAUACCUUCCAGAUAUUUGCUCCUACUGGCUGCAGGAGACCCACGAGAAGAAGUCCAUGGUGAAGCACAACGUGUGUUACGAUGUCUUCCUGGUAGAAACAAAAAGGAAAGUGCUUCUAAGCAGAUGCCAUCUUUUCCAGAAAUGGUAUAUUACAUUCAGGAAAAGGCUUCCCAUCGGAUGAAAACUCCAGUCAAAUACAUGACCGGAACCACUGUCCUUCCAUUUAAUCCAGCAGCAUUUGGAGAGAUAGUUCUUUACUUGCGCAUGUGCCUGGCUCAUAGUGCAGGUGUGGUGCCCACCUCUCAGAGUUUGGCUGAUAUGCAAGAUCAUGCUCCAGCUAUUGGACGGUACAUUCGGACGUUAAUGUCAAGCAAUCAGGCGACAGCUUCAUCUUCUAAGAGUGGAGAAACCAACCCUGUUCAAAUCUAUAUCGGCCUGCUUCAACAGCUGUUAGCAGGUGUUGGAGGUUUGCCAGUCAUGUACUGUUUAUUGGAAGCUGUGUCAGUGUAUCCAGAAAAAUUGGCCACCAAAUUUGUAGACAAAACAGAAUGGAUCAAGAGUCUGAUGAGUAGCAGUAAAGAAGAAAUGCGUGAAUUGGCGGCCUUGUUUUACUCUGUGGUUGUGUCAACAGUAUCUGGAAAUGAAUUAAAGUCAAUGAUAGAACAACUUAUAAAGGCUACAAAAGACAAUCAUAGCCCUGAGGUACAGCAUGGAUCUUUGCUUGCAUUGGGAUUCACUGUGGGAAGAUACUUGGCUAAGAAGAGGAUGAGAGCAGCAGAGCAGCAUGACCUGGAGACAGAUGCUGGUCUCUUGCCUGAGCAGGAGGAGCUCAUUCGGAGCGCUACGGAAACAAUAGGUUCAUUUUUAGACAGUACAUCACCUCUGUUGGCAAUUGCUGCCUGUACAGCCCUGGGUGAAAUUGGCAGAAAUGGUCCUCUCCCGAUCCCCAGUGAAGGAUCUGGAUUUACCAAACUUCAUCUGGUAGAAAGCUUACUCAAUAGAAUCCCUUCCAGUAAAGAAACAAAUAAGAUGAAAGAACGAGCAAUCCAAACAUUGGGCUAUUUUCCAGUUGGAGAUGGGGAUUUUCCCCAUCAGAAACUCCUUUUGCAAGGUCUGAUGGAUUCUGUGGAGGCCAAGCAGAUAGAACUUCAGUUUACCAUUGGUGAAGCCAUCACCAGUGCUGCAAUAGGAACCAACUCUGUGGCUGCCCGAGAUGCCUGGCUGGUGACUGAAGAAGAAUAUACACCCCCUGCUGGUGCCAAAGUGAAUGAUGUUGUCCCUUGGGUUUUAGAAGUUAUUUUAAGUAAGCAUAUUAUCAGCCCCAACCCACAUGUGAGGCAAGCUGCCUGCAUCUGGCUCCUUUCUCUUGUGAGGAAGCUAAGUACCCAUGUAGAAGUGAAGUCUCAUCUUAAAGAAAUUCAGAGUGCAUUUGUUUCAGUUCUGUCAGAAAAUGACGAACUCAGCCAAGAUGUUGCCUCAAAAGGGCUUGGAUUGGUUUAUGAGCUGGGCAAUGAACAAGAUCAACAAGAAUUGGUGUCUACACUUGUAGAAACACUUAUGACUGGCAAAAGAGCUAAACAUGAAGUUUCUGGAGAGACUGUGGUAUUUCAAGGGGGAGGCCUUGGCAAAACACCUGAUGGCCAGGGCCUUUCUACUUACAAGGAACUUUGUUCUCUGGCAAGUGAUCUCAGUCAGCCAGAUCUGGUAUAUAAAUUUAUGAAUCUGGCAAAUCAUCAUGCAAUGUGGAACUCCAGGAAGGGUGCUGCUUUUGGUUUUAAUGUAAUUGCUACCAGAGCUGGAGAACAACUGGCUCCUUUUCUGCCUCAGCUAGUUCCUCGACUUUACCGUUACCAGUUUGAUCCCAAUCUUGGAAUUCGACAGGCUAUGACAAGUAUUUGGAAUGCAUUGGUCACUGACAAAUCAAUGGUGGAUAAGUAUUUGAAAGAAAUUCUUCAAGAUUUGAUUAAAAACCUUACCAGCAACAUGUGGCGUGUUCGAGAAUCCAGCUGUUUAGCUUUGAAUGAUUUAUUGAGAGGAAGACCUUUAGAUGACGUCAUUGACAAACUUCCAGAAAUGUGGGAAACACUUUUUAGAGUACAAGAUGAUAUUAAGGAGUCUGUACGGAAAGCAGCGGAACUAGCUCUGAAAACUCUGAGCAAGGUUUGUGUGAAAAUGUGUGACCCUGCCAAAGGAGCAGCUGGCCAGAGAACCAUUGCUGUCCUCCUGCCCUGCCUUCUGGACAAAGGAAUGAUGAGUCCUGUGACGGAAGUCCGAGCCCUCAGCAUUAACACCCUUGUGAAGAUCAGCAAAAGUGCAGGAGCCAUGUUGAAACCACAUGCACCCAAACUCAUCCCAGCGCUGCUAGAGUCCUUAAGUGUGUUGGAGCCUCAAGUUCUCAAUUAUCUGAGUCUCCGUGCCACGGAGCAAGAAAAGGCUGCAAUGGACAGUGCUCGCCUCAGUGCUGCCAAGUCCUCUCCCAUGAUGGAGACAAUCAACAUGUGCCUGCAAUAUCUUGAUGUUUCGGUGCUGGGCGAGCUAGUUCCUAGGUUAUGUGAACUGAUCAGAAGUGGUGUAGGUCUUGGAACUAAGGGAGGCUGUGCCAGUGUCAUUGUGUCUUUAACUACUCAGUGUCCCCAGGACCUAACACCUUACUCAGGUAAACUUAUGAGUGCUUUGCUUAGUGGUCUGACAGAUCGGAACAGUGUAAUUCAGAAAUCCUGUGCAUUUGCCAUGGGCCAUUUAGUUCGGACUUCACGGGACAGCAGCACUGAAAAGCUGCUGCAGAAGCUCAGUGGCUGGUAUAUGGAGAAAGAAGAACCUAUCUACAAGACCUCUUGUGCUCUGACUGUUCAUGCAAUUGGAAGAUACAGUCCUGAUGUACUGAAGAACCAUGCCAAAGAAGUUCUGCCCUUGGCAUUUCUAGGCAUGCAUGAAAUUGCUGAUGAGGAGAAAUCUGAAAAAGAAGAGUGUAACUUGUGGACUGAAGUGUGGCAGGAAAAUGUACCUGGCUCCUUUGGAGGUAUUCGAUUAUACCUGCAGGAGUUGAUUACUAUUACCCAGAAGGCUUUACAGUCACAGUCUUGGAAAAUGAAAGCCCAGGGUGCAAUUGCUAUGGCAUCAAUCGCAAAACAAACAAGCUCUCUGGUACCUCCAUAUCUGGGAAUGAUACUGAGUGCUUUGGUGCAAGGCCUGGCUGGAAGAACAUGGGCAGGAAAGGAAGAACUACUAAAAGCCAUUGCCUGUGUGGUGACAGCUUGCAGUACAGAGUUGGAAAAGUCUGUGCCAAAUCAACCCACCCCAAAUGAAAUUCUUCAGGCUGUCUUGAAGGAGUGUUGCAAAGAGAAUCUCAAAUACAAGAUUGUAGCAAUCAGCUGUGCAGCUGAUGUUUUGAAAGCCACCAAAGAAGACAGAUUCCGGGAAUUUUCUGACAUUGUCAUACCCCUCAUCAAGAAGAACUCACUUGAAAGCAUGGGCGUCCGGAGCAGCAAAGCUGAAGAUGAAAGUGAUAAGGAAAGAGAGCUGCAGCUGGAGUCUCUGCUGGGCGCCUUCGAGAGCCUGGGCAAAGCAUGGCCCAGAAACCCAGAAACUCAACGUUGUUAUCGUCAGGAGCUGUGCAAACUGAUGUGUGAACAGCUAAGACUCAGCACGUGGAAAGUGCAGCUAGGUGUACUCCAGUCGAUGAACGCCUUUUUCCAGGGGUUAAUGCUUUUGGAAGAAGAACAUGCAGAUUCUGAAGCUCUGGCUGAAAUUCUUCUUGAAACUUGUAAAUCAAUUACUUAUUCUUUAGAAAAUAAGACUUACUCAUCUGUGAGAACAGAAGCUUUAUCUGUGGUAGAAUUACUGCUUAAGAAACUUGAAGAAGCUAAACAGUGGGAAAGUUUGACAGCAGAAUGCAGAAGACUCUUGGUUGAGUCUUUAGCUACUAUGGAGACAGACAACAGACCUGAGCUGCAGGAGAAAGCCUCAGUAUUGAAGAAAACACUUGAAAGUCUGGAAUGAAUGAGAAUGGGAAGAAACAAACAAGUGCCAUGUUCUUUUGGGUUUGGAAGUUUGGAAAUGGUGAUAUUCUUUAAAAACCAAGUGGGGGGAAGUAAAGAUUAUUCUGUAGCAUGCAUCAUUCCUUGGCUGAAAUAAAAAAAAAAAAGCCUUAAAUUUUGCUCCUUUAUUAGCUUUAUUUUACUUGUCUUUAAAGUAUGUGGGCUACGUGAGCUUAAUAGAACUUGGGUUUUCAAAAGGUAGUUGUAUAUAAGCCUGCCAGCCGUCAUUGCUAAAAGAACCGAAACUAUUAUAAAUGAAAUAUAGGGCAAGCUGGAUUAAAAUCUCAGAGCUACGUCCAAGCUGAAGUUACUGCAGGAAGGGGUUCUGUAAGUCACUCGAUUUAUGCACACUUCUUACAUACCCGAAGUAAUAGGAUUGGGGAAGACAGCUUCCUUUCCGAGGCUGGGAUCAGAGUUUAAUUUUCUGUCCUGGAUACUUUUCUCAACCUGAUACCAAACCAGUGUUUACCUUGCCCUACCCUAGAAAUUCCCAAAGGGAGGUACAUUUAGGAUGUCAUACAACAGAUAUGUUACAUAUAUGGUAUAUAUAUAUAUAUAACAUACCAGAGCUAAACUGACCUCUUACCACUGGGCUCUUGAAAGUCAGAUGCUGCACAUUUCCUUGUGUAGGAAGUCAGUUUUUAGGAAGUGGCUGUUCAGCAUGUUUAUAGGUUGGCAAUAAUUUGGGUUCCAUAAAAUUCUGAUGGAAGUCCUUUCACUGGGAUAUGAAAAUAGAUGGGAACAAGAUUGUUCUUCUGUCUGUAUUUGUGAUUAUGGAGUUUUCCAAAAUCUAAAACAACAGUAAAAUUUAGAGACUGCCUUGAUUUAGACCACUUAAAAUCUCAGAGUUGUAACGGUAACAUUUCCCACGACAUUAUUGUCAUGUGUACAAUGUGGCAGGGCAGAUAGAAAGCCUUUCGUUUAGCUGGCUAAGAAUUUCUCUUUCUUAAAUGCCCUUUCUCGAAUUGCCAUGAGGAAAACUGCUGCCAGGGUCUUUCCCUGCUUCCUGCUGCUCCUGCCCUACUGAAGGGUGCAGAGUUGUAAGUAUUUAUGGUAAGCUGAAAACUGGCUUGUCUUGUUCUGGAGCACAAAAUUGACUUACACUUUUAGUACUGUCCCUUUGAUGACAUCAACAUGGAAUCUGUGUUCGAUAUUUUUGGUGGAAAUUCCAUCUUUAUUAUUUUGGUAUUCUCCAGACCAGUGUAUUUAAAAUAUUUUUAACUGUGACUCACAAUGAAAAUAACCUUUUACAUCAUGACCCAGAAUGUGUGUGUGUGUGUACGCGUGUUUAUGUAUGUUUGAGUGUAAAAUCUUUAACUGAAAUAAAUAUUUCAUGAAGAAGUAGUUGCUAAGUUUGCUAAACUCCAUCUCUCUCUGUCUCACGGCUGUAAGUGUUCUUCAGACUCACUAGAUUCAUAUCUGUUCACGAUGGAACAAUACUGUCGUUGAUAGUACCUAAACUGUUACUGUGUUUGAGAUUGUUUCCGAUUGGUUCAGUGCCCACUCAGUAUCGUCUUUGCUGAUACUGGGCUGUGCUGGUGAGUUCACAGAACAUCGUGAAUUUUAAGGGAUCUAUUGUAGAAUUGCAUUUAAGAAUGGAUUUUGUUUUAGAGAAAAACAAAUGGCUUCAAAUGUUUCUCAGAACACUAGCCUCUCAGGACUCGGUGAUUUUGAGUCAGUAUUGGAUGCACUAAGGACCUAUCUGGCUUUUCCUUUGUAGUAUCCAGGGUACUUCUUGGCAGGAGUACAAUGCAGGUGAGGUGUGUCGAAGGUGAGAGUGUAAGGGUAAGAGUGAAGUUCUUGGUCUGUAGCAAAUAUUGAAACCUCAUCAAAUUUUAUGCUUUUAAAGCUUUCUGUUAUUUGAUACUGGGGAUUUCCCUUGGUGCUGAGAGUGGUGCUAAGAUGCUGAACCUUAGUGCUGUUGAAUUGCAUUCUUUCCUUUCCUGAGCACACUUCUAAUUUACACUGAUGCCUUCAUGUUUGCCAUCCGGAACAUGUUCACAGCUAGUAAUGUGCGUUCCUGUUUCAAAUGCGCUUUGUAGUUGGAAUACAUUUUUUUUUAUUUUAAAAGGUUAAUAACCAGGACUUUGUAAUUGUGAAAUGUUGGUACUGGUGACCAAGUGAUAAUAGUACAUUCAUAUAUCAUCAGUCUUUAUGUGCAAAAGCAAUCUUGAACAGGUUUGAUUUUUCUCUAUAUAUUCACUUGUAUUUGCCACACAGAUAACUAAUUUGUAGGACCUGUUCCUUAUUCCUGCCAUUAGUUCACUAACUAAAUCUUUAUUGAUAAGUGAAAAGGAGAUGUUUGAAAUAUGGCAGUUGGAUUAAACAUGAAAAUGAUCUAUGGUUUUGGUGGUCAAGACCAGCUGUUUCAUUGAAUGUUUGCACCCAAUUUACAGUUCCCAGGGGAUCUUGUCUACAACAUAGUCCACCCACAUAAGGGGGACUGCUGUGAAAUCCCCAUGGCUUCGCCCUUCUAUUUUUAAAAAACUCAUGUAUUAACCAGCAAGAAAAAGACUAAAGAUGUGACCUCACUGGUUGGUGCUCUGUCAGCGGUUGUGCUGUAUGAGCCCUCCCUGCCCUCGUGGAGCAUUUCUGCCUGCUGCUGUCCCGGUAUAUCCAUGCUGCUUGUUACAUUCAGGGAGGUAUUUUGACAUUGGCACUUACUGAACUGUGCAAUUUGUCAUUAAAUGGAUGUAUAUGUAACAGAUUUUUGUAUUUUAUAUGUAACUUCCUCAUAGAUCCUCUGCAAUAUGUACUUUAGCUACCUAAGCAUGAAAUAGACUUAUUUGAAAGGAAGACCUCACCUACACCCCAAAGAUAUUAAAUGGUAAAUAAAAGCUGCAUGACUUGGUGUUUGGAAGUA